Molecule: messenger RNA, 687 nt
Organism: Cyphellophora europaea CBS 101466
Lineage: Eukaryota; Fungi; Ascomycota; Eurotiomycetes; Chaetothyriales; Cyphellophoraceae
Exons: 2
Coding region: 1-687 (228 amino acids)
Source: RefSeq, a predicted model, not a curated record
AUGGCCACCAUCGAACUGGUCGGUAAACCUCCAUUUGGUCAAUCUCUUCAAGCCCAAUUACCUGUGUUCGACCACUCUGCUCCUGCACCCCACCUUCGCGAGUCAGUCUCUGCGCAACCCUUUCCGUCUUCUUCAGAGUUUGAGGCCAACACGUCCACAGCUCUAGGGUCUGAUCUUGCGAUGGCGUGCGAUCAAGAGGUCGAGAGGCCACUCUCAACUCAUCCUUACGGCCUCGAUUCUACCCAAGUCGGAGUCAACUUCGUGCUCGCCCUUGAGCACCCAUGUCUAUACCAUCACAGCAUCCCUUCAGUCCCGAUGCUUGCCCACGGCGAAAUCGGCUAUGGGCACUCACUCAUGCUGUCCAGUCCCAUCAUGGAGCACUCUCCAUCAUACUCGCUCAAUCCGCUCAAGAUGGGUUGGCCCAAGGGGACCACAUGGAACGUACCGGCAAUAGAGCUCGACAAACUCCUUAGCUUCUCCGAUCAGAUCGAACUUGAAUCUGAGAUCACGCCAGUGCAGGUCUGGCACCAGGUCCGAUGCCAUCCCAACUUCAACAGCCUUACUCCAGAGCGUCUGCAGUCGCUAAGGGACGCUCUACUUCCGAGCGUCAAGUGUCUUGGGUUCGGUGCUGUUAUCGAUCUGGAGCUUUUCGAGGCGGAGUUGGAGAAGGCAACCAAGCUUAGGUGA